Naegleria lovaniensis is the source of this 1299-nucleotide messenger RNA. RefSeq lists its product as uncharacterized. The record is from RefSeq and is a predicted model, not a curated record. The transcript has a single exon. Bases 1 to 1299 code for a protein of 432 amino acids. Lineage: Eukaryota; Heterolobosea; Eutetramitea; Acrasida; Naegleriidae.
AUGAGUCCACACGAAAGUACAAAGAAAUCGCAAUCUUCUUCCUCGUCAUCAUCAUCAGCUUCAUCGGGGAAGAAGCCAUCUAAAUAUCAUAUCAAGAACAAAAGACAUCAACAACAUCAAUCUGCCCGAAGUAAUAAGCAUUUUAUGAUUACAGGGCAAAUGUCGGGAACCGGCUUUCGUAGAAGAAUUGCUACCGUGAAUGAUGAAGAAGUGGAUCAGGAAGAACUUUUGGCCAUUCAACAAGAGGAGCAAAUGAAAAGAUUGAAAUAUGGAAAGAGACAGCUGUUAGACAACUCAUUCAGAUUCAAAACCGAAGAGGAAGAUGAGGACGAAAAAACUCCACAAGCUGAAGAAAAGAAAAUGAAAGCAAAAUUACAACAUGAAUUGAAUAGAAUGGAAAAGGAAACAAUGAUGAUGAUAUCAAACAGUGUUACUUUGACUCAGACAUUUGGAUCUGCAACGUCAAGAGGCUUACUCGAAUGGGAAGAAACUGAAAAGGAGGAUUAUUCAACAACAUAUGAUACAAUUAUGAGAACCUUGUUUUAUUUGGAUCAAGCAGAGCUAGCCAAGCAAAUUAAAAAUCCACAAAUUUCGUUGGAAGAACGAUUAGAUUUGAUAGAUAUUUGUGGACGAACAGAAAGUACAUUGCCAACAAUGGAGAAUAAUCAUAUUCAUGAAACAUUUGACAAUCAAUCAACGAAAAAGGAUUUUAUACCGAUUGGACAAUUUUUGAGCGGAGCCAUUGAUGUGACAUCAAUGGAGAGAAAUGACCAUGUUCAGUAUACUGACGAUGAUGAAGCCUCUCUCUCAGAUGAUGACGAAACACAAGAAAAAAUACCUUCCUUUGAGAAUGUGGACAAUAUUGAACAUGUGGAAGGAGUCACGAUUGGUUCUUCAGAUGAUGUAAAUGCAUGCAAUAUUAUAGAGAUGAAAGAGCAAACACCAAUAGACAUUUUAGAUGAAAUUGUUCAAGAAUCAGAGAAGCCAAGUGUCACGCAACGGAACAACAUGGUAUUGAAUACAUCCACGCCCACAAUUAGCUCAACCAAAUCUGAACCUGUAAAAAUCAUUGACACAGCUGAUGAUGUACUGGAUGACCUUCUUUCCCUUUCUCAAAAUACUCCAUCCAAUGUAUCUCCUUCAAUUACCAACAUUUUUACACAGAGUAAUAAUACUCGCUCAACAACGGUCAUUAAGACUGUAUCUACUGAAACUCCUAAACCAACAAAUCUACCAGUUACACCACCCAAAGAAGAAACCAAAGAAUUAGAUGAGUGGCUUGAUGAUUUAAUUAAUUGA